Messenger RNA from Cryphonectria parasitica EP155, 774 nucleotides. Its product is annotated as NAD(P)-binding protein. Gene Ontology annotation, molecular function: oxidoreductase activity. Lineage: Eukaryota; Fungi; Ascomycota; Sordariomycetes; Diaporthales; Cryphonectriaceae. The transcript has a single exon. The record is from RefSeq and is a predicted model, not a curated record. The coding region runs from base 1 to 774 and encodes 257 amino acids.
AUGGCGUCGAAAUACAACAAGCUUCAAGGAAAACACGUCCUCAUCAUUGGCGGGACCUCUGGAAUUGGGUACGCGGUGGCAGAAGCGUCUCUGGCGGCCGGAGCCAAGGUUACCGUGUCCUCGUCCAGCCAGGCCCGAGUCGAGUCUACUGUCCAGAAACUCAAAGAAAACUUCCCUAACGGCACCGCUGCCGGUCACGCCUGCGAUGUGUCCAAGCCCACCGUCGAACAGGAUCUCGAGGCGCUCUUCACCAAGGUCGGACAGGUCGACCACAUCGUCUACACGGCUGGUGGCAAGCUCUCCCAGCUGGACCUUCCCGACGUCACCUACGAGAAGCUCAUCGCAGCUGGACAGAUCCGCUUCUUCGCCGCGUUUUUCGCGGCCAAGGUCGGCCGUAAAUUUUUGACCCCCGGCCCGUAUUCGUCUAUCGUCUUUACCACUGGUACUGUCAGCCAAAAGCCGAUUCCAGGGUGGUCUGCAUUGGCUGGUUAUGGCGGCGGCCUGCAUGCGCUGACGAGAAACCUGGCUCUCGACUUGAAACCCAUCCGCGUCAAUCUUGUCAGCCCUGGCGCCGUGGAGACGGAGCUCUGGGAGACUGGGAAUAAAGAGGCCGACGAGAAGUUGAAGGCAAUGCUUGACGGCGUUGUCAAGACUUUACCGACGGGAAGAAUUGCCCAGCCUGAGGAUGUGGCCGAGGCUUAUCUGUUUCUAUUGAAGGACCCGAGUGUUACUGGCACUGUUGUUGACAGCAAUUCAGGAGCGUUGCUGGUCUAA